GCUGCUGCACAAGUCCUGGCUUUCCUUCAGCUCUAUUAGGCGCUCCGACACACACCGACACACAACGCCGACACACACUCUGAGACGAUCACAACACCGACACACACUCGGCGUCUCCUGAAGCUCCUGCAGAACCAGAGGAGGAAGAAAGAGGCUGGAAGAGUUUUGGCCUGAAGUCCUGCAGCCGCCUUGGAACUGCUGGGAUGAGGUGGUGGCUGGUGGUGGCCGGUCUGUGGCUGCUGGUGGUCCUGACCCUCCCUGAUGUUCGAGCCGGGGAUCGAACUCGCAACCAGGACGGUGGGAAUCGACGAGGGAAGAGGAAGAGGGACGGAUACGGUCACGGACGAACCAGAGCCGGGCGCUCUAGACCUCUGAAGAUCAGACUGGUUCCUGGUCCAGGCAUCCCAGUGGAACCAGCAGAAAACCGAGGAAAUGCUCUGUUUCUACAACCUUUAAGGAACUUCGAAGAACAGCACGCCAGCUACAACGUCAUCCCAGGUAAGCAGGGUCAGUGCUCGUACCAGGGUCUGACCAUGUUCGACCAGGCCGUCUGGUCUCCGAAGCCCUGCGUCACCUGCCUGUGCAGCGGCGGCCAGGUGGUCUGUGACGAGCUCACCUGCCCGCCUGUCGGCUGCCUGUUCCCCUUCACGCCGGCCGGCCAGUGCUGCCCCGUCUGCAUGGAUCCAGACCCCGACCUCAGCCUUGACCUUUCUGGUGACUCCCCAGUUCCCAGCGACCCAAGUGACCCGGUGACGCCUCUGACCCACGAGGAGAUCCAGCGGAUCCUCUGGAGGGAGGAGGAGGAGCACCGCGAGGAGGAGGAGCGCCUGAGCAGGAAGGACGAGGCCAGGAGGAAGAGGAGGAAGCAGAGGAAGGAGCAGGAGGAGAAGCAGAGGAAGAUGGUGGAGGAGAAGAGGCGGGCGGAGGAGGAGGCGCUGAGGUUGCAGCUGGAGAAAGAGGAAGAGGAGUGGAAGAGGAAGGUGGAGGAGGAGGAGAGGAGGAGGAAGGAGGAGGAGGAGGACCGGAGGAAGAAGGAGGCGGCAGAGAGGAAGGCGAGGGAGAUGGAGAGGAAGCUGGAGGAGGAGAGGAGGAGGCAGGAGGAGCUGCUGAGGCUGGAGCUGCUGAGCAUGGACGAGGAGGACGAGGAGGAGGUCUGGCUGAGAGGAGACGUGUUCCAGAUGCUCCCAGAGGAACCAGAAGACCUCCUGCCUGCUCCGAUACCGAAACCUCCAGAGGAGCUGGAGGAGGAGUACGAAAGGGAGACGGAGCACGAACGGGAGACGGAGCACGAAGGGGAGGAGGAGCAUGAAGGGGAGAGAGAGCAUGAAGAGGAGGUGAACAGAGGAGGCCUCCCUCCAGGUUGCGACAUCUCUGACGUUACUGUCACGUGUGAAAACGCCAAACUGACCUACUUCCCUCCUCUGACCAUCCCUGAGCUCAAGUCUCUCAGUCUGGAGGGAAACAGCAUCAGCAGCAUCCCUGCCGAGGCCUUUAACGGCAUCCCAAACCUGGAGUGGAUCAACCUGAAGAAGAACAAGCUCACGUCCGCCGGCAUCGACGCCAAAGCUUUCAAAGGUCUGAAGAUGCUCAGUCGUCUGUACUUGGACGGAAACCUUCUAGAAGUCGUACCUACAGACCUUCCUCCGAGCCUGCAGGAGCUGAAGAUCAAUGAGAACAAACUGAGAGGAAUCGACGAAAACAGCUUCCAAGAUCUGAGCAGCCUGGUGAUCCUGGAGCUGGAAGGAAAUGUGCUGAGCGAAGGGAACACUGAUCCUCUGGCCUUCGCUCCGCUCACCCAGCUCUCCUACCUCAGACUGGGCAGAAACCACUUCCGCACCGUUCCACAGGGUCUCCCCAGGUCACUGCUGGAGCUGCAUCUGGAGAACAACCUGAUAGAGGAAAUCUCAGAGACGGUUUUCAACCAGACCAUCAACCUGAACGUGGUUUCUCUGAGACACAACCGGCUGGAUGAGACCAGGAUCGCCCCCAUGGCCUGGAUCAACCACAGACAUCUGGAGUCCAUCGACCUCUCCCAUAAUGAACUUUAUUUGGUCCCGUCCUACCUGCCCAGAUCUCUGGUCCACUUGGUGCUGGUGGGGAACAACAUCGAGAGGAUACCCGGUUACGUCUUCGGCCACAUGGAGCCCGGUUUGGAGUAUCUCUACCUGUCCUACAACAAGCUGGACGGGGAGGGAGUCGAGCCGGAGUCCUUCUUCGGCUCGUACCACUCGAUGGUGGAACUGUGUCUGGACCACAACCAGCUGCUCUCGGUGCCGUCAGGCAUCAACGAAAUGACCAACUUGCACUUCCUCAGACUCAACAGCAACAAGAUCAGGACUAUCCCCGAUGAAAGCAUCUGUGACCCGAACCACAGCGGAGACGCCACGCUGGUGGCCUUGAGGCUGGAGAACAACUACAUCGACCCCCAGAAGAUCUCACCGACGGCCUUCUCCUGCGUUCGAGCCUCCUCCAGCGUCGUCUUAAAACCCCAGAAAAGUGACCGGAGCCUCCCCAAGACCAAAAACUAAGAGACACUCGCUUAUAGCCCCAAAAAACAGGGUUAACAUUUUGAUUUUCAUUCUGCCAACAGAAGUCAAAGCGAAAGUUCUGCCCACCAUCUUCCACUGAUGUUGUAUCGGACCAUUCCAUGAAAAACCCAUCUGACCUCCUCAGAAUCAGCUGGUUCUUUGUCUACAGUAACUUUAGUAUAAUUAAUGACGACAUGCAAAGUUUUACCUUUAUACUAUGAAUAUUUUCAGAAUUACAGGCCCUUAAAGUACACAGAGGAGGGUCCAAAAUUCACUGGAUUUACCAGGGUUUAAUUUCUUUAGUGAAUAGAAUCUAAAAUUUUACAUUAUGUGAGAGUUUAAAUCUGACUAUAUUAGAAAAUCAGAGUGAAUCAUGUCUAUUAGAUGAUCCUGGUAUCUUCUGUACGUAAAAUGAUCCUUUCAUUGUCUAGAACUUGUUCUGACCAACCACCAUCACACAUGCUGAUAUGAACCUUGAAAGUUUACUCAGAAUGCACUUUGUAAAGUUUUCUCUGUUGAAUUAUCAGGAAACAGAAACACAUCCAGGAAACCAACGAUUGUUUCUGUAACUCUAUAUCACAGAUAUACCGUUCAAUGUAUGAUGCAUCCCAUAAUAUUUCUGCUCAAAGGUGAUUAUAGAAACAAAAAAUAGAUGUAGUCCUUAGACUGUGACACUUGGAUGCAUGUAAAAUUGGUGUGAUUGCAGAUUUGAACAAUUCCUCAAAUUUCACGUGUCCAUCUCCUGAACUGAUGGAGUUCUGAGGCUCACAAAUGACUGAAUUAUGUACAUCAAGGGUCCGUCACUCUACAAAUAUUCUUAGCAUGAAGGCAAACCUUUGCACAGCUUCAUUAAAUGUACUGAAGUUACUGUAGAUCGUAAAAACCAGCUGAUUCUGAGGGACUCUGGGAGCUUUCUUCAGAUCUGUUUGAUUUAAUGCAGAAUGACUCGCAUGUUGCUGGAAUAACAUCCAAACGCAGACGAUAUUACAAGAAAAAAAAAAGGCUCCAUGUGAACAUCUGAUGUGCAGGUUGAACACGAAAUAAAGGAAUUUAUCUGUCAAAGCUCA
Molecule: messenger RNA, 3595 nt
Organism: Stegastes partitus (bicolor damselfish)
Lineage: Eukaryota; Metazoa; Chordata; Actinopteri; Pomacentridae
Gene: ecm2
Product: extracellular matrix protein 2, female organ and adipocyte specific
Exons: 13
Coding region: 204-2528 (774 amino acids)
Biological process (GO): extracellular matrix organization; positive regulation of cell-substrate adhesion
Cellular component (GO): extracellular matrix
Molecular function (GO): collagen V binding; protein binding; heparin binding
Source: RefSeq, a predicted model, not a curated record